Molecule: messenger RNA, 1794 nt
Organism: Otolemur garnettii (small-eared galago)
Lineage: Eukaryota; Metazoa; Chordata; Mammalia; Primates; Galagidae
Gene: IL18RAP
Product: interleukin 18 receptor accessory protein
Exons: 10
Coding region: 1-1752 (583 amino acids)
Biological process (GO): interleukin-18-mediated signaling pathway
Molecular function (GO): interleukin-1 receptor activity; interleukin-18 receptor activity
Source: RefSeq, a predicted model, not a curated record
AUGCUUUAUUUGGCCUGGUUAUUUCUUUGGCUUGUCACAGGAGAGAGGAUGGAACGAUUUAAUAGUUCAGAGUGUUACACCAAAAAUCUCCUUUGGAUUCCUUCGAAGAGUGAAGAGGAGGAGUUUAUCUUAUUUUGUGAUUUGCCAGAGCUACAGAAAUCACAUUUCUGUCCCGAAAGGCAAUGCUUACCAGCACAAACCUCUGAACACCUGCCCUGUGGGGGUAGUAAGGACCUAUCUGAUGUCCAGUGGUCCCUACAACUUCAGAAUGGAGACUAUUUACAGGACAUUACAGAAAGCUCUCCUCACAUCCGUCAGGAGAAGAAUAGCCUUCAUUUUUCGACCCGAGAUAUGAAUAUUUCUGGGUCAUAUGUUUGUAGACCCAGGAACAGGAGCCCUCAGGAUGUGGCCUGUUGUGUCAAGACAGUCUUAGAAGUUAAGCUUCAGAAAAAUGCAUCCUGUGAUAACUCAGUAUUACAUGAGCAAUACCUACUUCUCGGUAGCAUUAGCUCCAUUCAUUGCCCCAGUCUCAGCUGCCAGAGUGGUGUACAAAGUCCAGAGGUGACCUGGUAUGAGAAUGGAAGACUCUCUGAACAAAGGAGCAACCCACUGGUAGUGGGUGAAGUUUAUGACUAUCACCAAGGCAUGUAUGUCUGUGACUACACUCAGUCGGAUAAUGCAAGUGUAUGGACAGUCAGAUCUGUUGUUCAAGUGAUAACCAUUGUGAAAGACACUAAUUUCAAACCUGAUAUCCUGGAUCCGGUCAAGGACACACAAGAAGUAGAACUUGGAAAGCCUUUAACUAUUAGUUGCAGAGUACGAUUUGGCUUUGAAAGGGUGCCUAAAUAUAUAAUAAGAUGGUACGUCAAAGAUUCUGAACGCGAGAGGGAUGUCUUGGAAUGUGAGAACAAAAGAAUUAGAUCCACUCUAGAGGAUGAAGUCUUUGAGUGUGAUGUCAUUUUGAAGAAAGUUACUCAAAGUGAUCUUCGCAAGAAGUUUGUUUGCUUUGCUCAGAACUCCUUGGGGAAUAGCACCUGGUCCAUCCAACUUAAGGAGAAGAGAGGAGUGCUGCUCCUGUAUGUCCUGCUCGGCACUGUCGUGACCCUGGUGGGCGUGCUGGCAGUGAGUGUGCUCCUUUACCAGCGUUGGAUUGAAAUAGUGCUGCUCUUCCGAACCUACCAGAGUAAGGACGAGACGCUUGGGGAUAAAAAGGAAUUUGAUGCUUUCAUAUCCUAUGCAAAAUGGAGCUCUUUUGAGAGCGAGUCUGCCUCAUCUGUGAGUGAAGAAUAUUUGGCCCUGAAUCUUUUCCCUGAGGUUUUAGAAAACAAAUAUGGAUAUACCUUGUGUUUGCUUGAAAGAGAUGUGGCCCCAGGAGGAGUGUAUGCAGAAGACAUCAUAGAUGUUAUUCAGAAAAGUAGAAGAGGAAUAUUUAUCUUGAGCCCCAACUACAUCAAUGGACCUUGUGUCUUUGAAUUACAAGCAGCCGUGAAUCUUGCCUUGGCUGAUCAAACACUGAAACUCAUUUUAAUUAAGUUCUCUUCCUUCCAAGAGCCAGAGUCUCUACCUUAUCUUGUGAAAAAAGCUCUCAGGGUUUUGCCCACUGUUACCUGGAAAGGCUUAAAGUCAGUCCCUCCCAAUUCCAGGUUCUGGACUGAAAUGCACUACCACAUGCCUGUGAAAAACUCUAAGGGAUUCUCGUGGAACCAGCUCAGAAUUAUCCCAAGGUUUCUCAACUUGGAAAGGACUCAGUAAAAUAGCAGCCACUGGGAGGAGCUCCCAGCUCAGGCAAUGGUG